Messenger RNA from Trichophyton benhamiae CBS 112371, 2322 nucleotides. RefSeq lists its product as uncharacterized. NCBI's taxonomy places the organism in Eukaryota, Fungi, Ascomycota, Eurotiomycetes, Onygenales, Arthrodermataceae. Gene Ontology annotation, cellular component: nucleus. Gene Ontology annotation, biological process: pseudouridine synthesis. The record is from RefSeq and is a predicted model, not a curated record. The transcript has 3 exons. Bases 1 to 2322 code for a protein of 773 amino acids. Gene Ontology annotation, molecular function: pseudouridine synthase activity; RNA binding.
AUGGCAGACGAAGAUGAGUCGCGGCGCAAGCGCAUCAAAGUGUCCAAUGGCGACUCUGGCUCCGAGUCCCUGGCUGCGCCAAUUCAAGGGCUUGUCGGUGCCACGGCCGACGCUGGCUCUCCAGCUCCAGAUGCGCAAGCUGUAAAGGAAGCAGAAGUCGGCAUUACACAAUUCGUUAGCCCAGACCUGCCUGGGUUUUCUGGUGUUGUGAAGAAGAGGUAUACCGAUUUUUUGGUCAACGAGAUCCUACCGUCGGGAGAGGUAUUACAUUUGAAGGACACUGAGUUGUCAACUGCUCUUAAAACUGCCAUUGCCGAGACUGCUACUCCCGUCGAGUCUGCAAGUGCAACACCUCAAGAUACGCCCGUAACUGGCGAGGAGAUUGAGGGCAAAACAGGCGAGGUGGAAGAUGAUAAGACAGAGAAACCAGCUGCCGAGACGGCUGGUAUUGUUCUGGCAGACCUGGCUACGGAAGACCGAGAACUGUUAGACCAAUUAUUCGGACCCGAGACUACCCCGAAACUCCUCAACCUCUAUUCACGCGCUGUUGCCAAAGCUUCCUCCAGGCCAGGUGAGCUCGGCAAGGUCAAGUCUCUGGUUAUCACCGACAAGGAUCAGAGGACGAGCCUUCACCAGGCUAUCCGUCGAAUCUUCAAGUCCAACCUGGACUCAACAACCGACAGCGAUGGAACGAUUGUCGUCUCCGCCGCAUCAGUUCAGCAACGUGGUGGGGGAAAGGGCAAACGCAAAAAGCAGUCAGGGCGGGAUCGAGGUCAAGGCGCUUCUCAGCUGCCCCGUGGUAAGCUGGGCUGGAGCGAGCUCGGUGGAGACUACCUGCAUUUCACAUUGUACAAAGAGAACAAGGAUACCAUGGAGGUUAUCUCGUUCCUCUCCCGUCAAUUGAAGGUAGCGCCCAAGGCCUUUCAGUUUGCCGGGACCAAGGAUCGGCGUGGAGCCACUGUUCAGCGGGUUAGCGUAUUCCGCAUUUACCCAGAUCGAAUGCCGAAGCUCAACGCAUCCCUUCGAAUGGCUGCCAUCGGAGACUACGAGUACCAGAAACAAGGCUUGGAGCUAGGAGAGCUGAACGGGAAUGAGUUCGUAAUCACUCUCAGAGACUGCCAGUUCCCAGAGGGUGUAGUGGACAGAGGCAACAUUUCAAGCCCAGAAACAAUCGCAAAGGUAACCGAGCUUGUUGGAAAGUCUCUUUGUGAUCUCAGAGAGCGAGGGUACUUCAAUUACUAUGGGCUCCAACGUUUCGGCACCUUUGCAACUAGAACUGAUACCACUGGUCUCAAAAUGCUCCGUGGGGAGUUCAAGGAAGCUUGUGAGUCGAUCCUUCAUUACAGCCCAAUUGCAUUGGCUGCCGCACAGGAUGUCUCAUCUGAGGACCCCAGCCAGAGGCCACAGAUAAGCACGGAUGAUAUCCUGCGGGCCAAGGCAAUCCACAUCUUUCAAACGACGGGCAAUGGACGUGAUGCAUUGGAGGUAUUGCCUAGGAAGUUUACCGCAGAGAGCAAUAUCAUCAGGCUACUAUGCCAGCGAAAGAACGACUAUUUCGGCGCACUGCAGUCUAUUCCCCGCAACCUGCGGCUGAUGUAUGUCCAUGCCUACCAGUCUCUGGUGUGGAACUUUGCCGCUGGCGAGAGAUGGCGCUUAUACGGUGACAAAGUUGUCGAAGGCGACUUGGUGUUGGUAAGUGAGUUCAAAGAUGAAACCAAAGCCGCAGCACAGCAGGCAGAAGUGGAUGCAGAUGGAGAGGAAAUUGUCUUACCCGACGCAGAUGACAGUGCUGCGGUUGAUGACAUGUUCGAACGUGCCAGAGCCCUGACUGCAGAGGAGGCAGCCAGCGGGAAGUAUUCCAUCUUUGACAUUGUUCUACCUCUUCCUGGGUUCGAUAUCCUCUACCCUGCCAACAAAAUGACCGACUUCUACAAGGAAUUCAUGGGCAGCGACAAGGGCGGAAACCUGGACCCCUUCGACAUGCGGCGGUCUUGGAGAGACAUUAGUCUCAGCGGCAGCUAUCGUAAGAUGCUCAGCCGGCCCGGGGCUGACUACUCUUUUGAGGUGAAGCCAUACCGUGCCGAGGACGAACAGUUCGUGAAGACAGACCUUGAAAGACUUAGAGAGAAUACUUCCAAGUCUGCUGAUGGCAAUAACGACAACAACCAAUCCUCACUAACGUCAGAGACGCUAGAACAGCCGGAGAAGCUUGCUGUUAUCCUCAAGUUCCAGCUGGGAGCCAGCCAGUAUGCCACCAUGGCAUUGAGGGAGCUCAUGAAAACCGGUGGAGCAAAGGAGUACAAACCUGACUUUGCUCGAUAG